AUGCAACCUUCAACCGACGGUAAUCGCUUAGACGAGAAUCCCUCAACAAGCACUAGAGACGUGGCUAGAGAAGUGCAAGUAUCAAAAACUAAAGUGUGGCAAACGCUGCGUGAAGAGGGGCUGUAUCCGUUUCACGUCCAACGUGUACAAGCCCUUCAACCUGACGAUUUUCCAGCAAGAGUGCGGUUUUGUGAGUGGUUGUUGCAUCAACAUGACAAUAAUCCGGACUUUUUGAAGUGCAUAUUGGUGACAGACGAAUCUACGUUCACGCGUAAUGGAGUGAAUAACUUUCGCAACACUCAUGUUUGGUCAGUAGAAAAUCCGCGCGCUGUCCCUCGAAAAUCUGGUGAUUACCAUAAACCACAUCAGAGUGGCAAACUCAUCCAGUCUUAUGAUGAUUCUCAUGUCGUUGCUCUUGAUAUCACGAAAGCGUUCAUAUCCGUCGUAAUUGACGGGUUCUCCUCUUCACACCCCAUUUUUUCACACACAUAUUCUCUUACUAUAUCUAUGUAUAAAAAUAAAUAA
Messenger RNA from Acanthoscelides obtectus, 525 nucleotides. The record is from the annotation of a GenBank genome assembly. NCBI's taxonomy places the organism in Eukaryota, Metazoa, Arthropoda, Insecta, Coleoptera, Chrysomelidae.